Vanrija pseudolonga is the source of this 1694-nucleotide messenger RNA. RefSeq names its product Serine/threonine-protein kinase svkA. The transcript has 10 exons. Gene Ontology annotation, molecular function: protein serine/threonine kinase activity; ATP binding. Gene Ontology annotation, biological process: protein phosphorylation. The coding region runs from base 105 to 1694 and encodes 529 amino acids. The record is from RefSeq and is a predicted model, not a curated record. Gene Ontology annotation, cellular component: cytoplasm. NCBI's taxonomy places the organism in Eukaryota, Fungi, Basidiomycota, Tremellomycetes, Trichosporonales, Trichosporonaceae.
UGCUGCUGCAAUCUACAAUCAAGCUCGCUGGAUAGCACAUUUCGAGUGCGUGCUUGGUAGACAUCAACCCUUGCACUGCACCAGUCCUUUGAUCCACACCCACAAUGCUAGCACUACCACAACCCACCAUCGAUCAGUCAUCCGCAUACACCUUGCUGGAGAAGCUGGGCACGGGCAGCUUUGGCACAGUAUGGAAAGCGGUCCACAAUGUCACCGAACAGGUCGUGGCCAUCAAAAUGAUCGACCUCGAGUCGACCGACGACGAGAUUGGUGAAAUCCAGGCCGAGAUUGCCCAUCUUUCAACCUGCUCGUCAGACCAAGUGACUCGAUACUACGGCAGCUUUGUCAAGGGGUACCGACUGUGGAUUGUCAUGGAGUAUCUGGGUGGUGGAAGCUGCCUUGAUCUGCUCAAGCCAGGCGUAUUCACAGAAGAGCAAGUCGCCAUUGUUUGCCGCGAGCUCCUCGUUGGACUAGAGUAUCUCCACUCGGAAGGAAAGAUUCACCGUGAUAUCAAGGCUGCCAACGUCCUUCUUUCGGAAAAUGGAGAAGUCAAGCUCGCCGACUUUGGAGUUGCGGCACAGCUGUCGUCGCACAAAUCCCAGCGGCACACCUUUGUGGGAACGCCAUUCUGGAUGGCCCCAGAAGUGAUUCGCCGCGAUGGAUACGACUCAAGGGCCGAUAUUUGGUCCCUCGGCAUCACUGCCAUGGAGAUGGCAAAGGGGGAGCCGCCGCUGGCCGAGUUCCACCCCAUGCGAGUCCUCUUCCUCAUCCCGAAGGAGAAGGCUCCAAGGCUGAAAGGGGAUCAGUGGAGCCAGGACUUCAAGGACUUCAUCGCGGCCUGCCUUCAGAAGGCACCGGAAAGUCGUCCGACCGCCCACGAUUUGCUGCAGCACCCCUUCAUUCGCUCUGCUCUCCCAACCACCCGCCUGAGGCCCCUUGUCAAGCGCUACGAGCUGUUCUGUCACCGUAACAACAAGCCUAUUGGCUCCAUUAGGCUGCCUGGAACGGUUGUUGGGCAGCCCGUGCGCGCGGAAUGGGACUUUGACGAGACGAUCCGAGGAACGAUGAAGGGAAUGCCUGUCAACUUGGAUCUUGCCUCGUUGGACAGGACCCCAGAUGAGCCCUCAGACGAUCAGAGACACACGGGUUCCCUCGUGAGAGCUCGUCAUUUGGAUCUGCCUGACGUGACGCAGUCUGUCUCGGAAGAGAACGCUCCAACAUUGAAGGCCGAUAAGGCCGGCAACCGUCCCCAAGCGCAGGAAUUUGGCGAAAGCACGUCCACCGUGCGUCGGAUUCAGAAGGACAAUGCGGCGUUGCCUAGUCAGUCUGGGUCGUCUCAACGCGAGGCAGGCAGCGCGCUCGUCUCGGAGGCAGUGUUCCCGGUGCUGGAUGGGCUUGGCGAGCUUCAGUCCAGAGACAAGGACGCGGUGGAUCUUCUCCGAACAGGUUUCACCGCUCUUGGAAGGAAUAACCCCGAACUCGUCUUCCGCAUCGUCACGGGGGUCAUGGACGAGAUCCAAAGCAGCAACAGCGCUUCUAGCAUCCUCAACAACACACCCGACCUUGACCGCUCCAAGAAUGAGAAGCGCCAGGCUACCGCCAAGUCGGAUUUGAUUCUUGAGCGGGGCCCACUUGCCGACCUACUAUACCGACGUUGGCUGGAUGGCGCUCGGUUACAUGCUGGGGCUCCUUGA